UCCAUCAUCCAUCCCUCGCAUUUGAUCGUUGUGCAUGGUCACCACGUAUUCACUGACAGGACAGCCUUACCUCCUGCGACGCGCCUCCCACGUACCCAGACCAUGAUCAGUAUAUAUCGACCCUCUGACGCGUCAACCACAACCUCGGACGAAUUUCCAUCCACCACAGCUGCCUCGCCUCAUCCCUAGUUCAGGCUGCCGUCAGUUUCACGCGGAUUCACGCCGCCACCCAGGAUGGACCUCGACCUGGAAGACGGCCUCUUUGUCGACGACCAUUCAACCUACGCCCAUUCACUCUACGCCGAGAGCGACGAGGACGUCGUCGAGGUCACGCCUUCCCCUGCUGCCCGCACCAACGCCCGCCCCCGCCGAAGCCGCCACAUCGACUACAGCGAGGCAUCCCAACCCAUCGUUCUGGGCGAUUCGAGCCCUCCGCCUGCGCGAUCCCCGACCCAGUCACACGAGAAUCGAGCGCCCACGUAUCUCGACUAUCUUGAGCCAGAAUUUGCCGAAUUCCUAAGGGCCUUGCCGGAUGUGGACGAGGAGUUCGCAGUCUACGAUACGUUGAGCGGGUUGCGCAACAGUCUCAGCAACCUUACAAGAAUAGCACGAGACACGGCCGAACCUAGUCUUGAUCCUCGCCACGACGACUCGACAACAGAACGACGAAGCCGUUCCGCCACCGCCGCCGCCAGCUCGACCACCCCAGGCGGACGACCUCACCACCACCAUCACCAUCAUCACCACCACCACCAUCAUCGCCGCCACCACCAUCACCACCCACGGCACGAUCCUCGCCACCACGCCCACGGCCGACGAGUUCCCAGGAUGAGCGCGGCGCCUGCCGCAGCGGACGGGGUCAUCGACCUGACAGCGGACGACGAUUCCUCUGUGGAGGUGCAGCCCCCUCUGCCGUCCUCCCAGCAGAGCAACAACCCCAGACGCAGUCGACCCAACCGCGUAUCGCCACCCACGCUCGCCCGCAGCGACGGCACCAUCUCCAGAUCCAACAUGCAGUCCUUUAUCGACCUGACGGGCGACGACGACGAGAUCAACGAGGUCUCCCACCGCCAUCCACCGCGUGCCCAGGCAUCGCCCGCCCGACGUCAGAGACCCGCGGGCCGCCUGCCCCGGCCAUCGCUCCCUCUCCCCCUACCGCCCUCCUCGGAUCUACUCGUCGACAUGGGCAUGGGACCUGGCCCCGCCCGACCGACGCCACCACGCGGCGGCGGGGCCCUCUCCUGGGCCGCCCGUCUAGGCAGCAUCAACGCCCUGCGGAACAUCACCUACAACUGGCGAGAUAUGAGACUGGACGUCACGGCCGGCACAUACCCGGCCGCGCAGAACGAGGCGCCCAAGCCGACUCGCGAGAAGACACCGCCCACGACUGAGGGAUUCACCCGCAACACAAACGCCGACCCGGAGGAGGACAUGGUCGCCGUCUGCCCGCUGUGCAGCGAGGAACUCGCCUACGAGACAGGCGUGGGACCGUCCGCCGCCGCGAGCAAGGCCUCGGGGUCCAGGAAGAGGAAACGGGCGCCGGAGCAUCACUUCUGGGCGCUCAAGAAAUGCGGCCACGUAUACUGCUACAAUUGCUUCGAGAGAAGGAAGGCGACAAAGAGCAAGACUAAGCCUUCGGCCGGCUUCCCGAGCUCAGGUGCCGCGAGCAACAUCCACUGCGCCGUCGACGGAUGUGAGACGCCCGUGUUGGCCAAGGGCGAAUGGGUGGGUGUCUACGUCUGAGGAGGGCAUCUUCUGGCGUUGCUUUUUCUUCCCUUUUGCCUUUUUGAUUUUCCUACCACACGAGCAUGGUGUUCAGGGGAGACGGCAUAGAUGCAGCGGGUCAUACAUGGCAGCCCGAGCUUGGUCCUUUUCUCUCUCAUAGGGCGGCAUUACACGCAUCUGUAGGAGUUCAUCUCAAAUUAAUUAUCACAUGCGGAGGUGCUGGUGAGCCACACCGUCGUGUCUAUCUUGCGUUUUCUAAUCAUUAAUUAACCUGUCCUCAGGCCAUUCGAAAAUCUCGA
Molecule: messenger RNA, 2024 nt
Organism: Emericellopsis atlantica
Lineage: Eukaryota; Fungi; Ascomycota; Sordariomycetes; Hypocreales; Bionectriaceae
Exons: 2
Coding region: 235-1743 (502 amino acids)
Cellular component (GO): SUMO-targeted ubiquitin ligase complex
Molecular function (GO): ubiquitin-protein transferase activity
Source: RefSeq, a predicted model, not a curated record